AUGUGCACUGCCGUAGAGAAAGGCGUUAUUUAUCGAAGGAAUGAUCCAGGAACAACCAGAGAAGAGUGGUGUAACUGGCCAGAUAUGCCGUUUGAAGAGAUGGAUAAUACGCUGAAUGUGCAACAAUACAUACAACAGUGUAUUCAUAAGGAUCCAUCAGAUGUGGAUACUAUUUUAAAAGUUCCGCCAGGUCAGGAAGAAGGAGUGUGGAAAUACGAACAUGUGAGACAGUUUUGCAUGCAGCUCAAUGGCUUAACAUUGCUCUUACAGGAUGAAUGUAAGCCAGAUGUUUGCAUGCAGAUGACUGCCACGGAACAGUGGAUAUUCCUUUGUGCGGCUCAUAAAAAUCCAAAAGAGUGUUCUGCAAUCGAUUAUACACGGCAUACUUUGGACGGUGCAGCGGCAUUACUGAAUAGUAACAAAUACUUUCCCAGUCGCAUUUCAAUUAAAGAAUCAUCGAUUGCAAAAAUUGGUUCAGUAUGCCGACGAAUUUAUCGGAUUUUCUCACAUGCUUACUUUCAUCACCCAGAACUCUUUGAAAAUUUUGAGACAGAAACGCAUCUUUGUCGUCGGUUUACGGUAUUCGUGAAAAAGUAUAACUUAAUGGCAAAUGAGCAUUUGAUUGUGCCAAUAUUAGAACAGAAACUGAAUCAUCCAUGAAUAUGAAAUGAAGUGUACUUUCUUUGAAGAAAAGUGUAAGAAGUAGGCUUCAGGUCAUUCCUUUUUCCUGUUGACAUCAUUCGCUUAUCUCUAUAUGUUACUCCUUCAUUGUAUAUUUUUUUGCUUGUAGUGAAAUUAAUUUAUACCACAAUUUUCUUCCAUCAAAUUUCCUAGUAUUACUUGAGAUUUGUGUGUAGCGCAGUUACAUAGCAAACGGAUAGACGGGCAUAGAACAUAAUUCUAUAUUGUUGUAGAUGUUUUCUCAUAGAUUAUUUUUGAAUUAUUGCACGUCUUGAUUUGUUUUUUCUUUCAGAUCUUCUAGAAUUGUUAUUACUUACUUGUUAUCAGAUCAACGUUGGUUAUAU
This is a messenger RNA of Loa loa (African eye worm), 1025 nucleotides long. RefSeq names its product mps one binder kinase activator-like 4. Lineage: Eukaryota; Metazoa; Nematoda; Chromadorea; Rhabditida; Onchocercidae. Gene Ontology annotation, cellular component: cytoplasm. The transcript is spliced from 5 exons. The record is from RefSeq and is a predicted model, not a curated record. The coding region runs from base 1 to 660 and encodes 219 amino acids.